UCUUUUAUGACAAAAGUACCUGCAGCGUACUACAUAACAAAUCAAUAUACAGAAAGUAUGCAUAAUGGAUACCGCAUAUGUAAUGAACAAAGCACGUACUCCAAUGUCAAAUCCAAAAGGUCGAUCGAUUUAGUCCUCAGAAGCCCUGCUUUGUCAUACUCCAGGAUGAUACCUAAUGGGGGCAAAAGUCGUUCGGCUGAAUGCAAAUAAAAACGACAGCUUCUCUUCUCUUACAGACGCAUUUUCCGUGAAAAGAACCAUAAAUCACGUUCAUGAUUUGUGUUACCUGGUGGGUAAUAUCUGAGAAGAAACCUUUUGAGUCUCAUUUUGCGCAAGCAAGCCUACGUCCCGUCAACAAACCGUUGUUACGGCAACAACUGGCAAGUGGCCAUGGCGCAUGCGCAGUCGGAACUCAGAGCAAAGGGAGUGGGGGAUCACGCCUGAUGUCAGGAAAAAAAAACUUUUUGUGGUUUGCAGCGAUUCAUUUUAUAUAUAAAUAAUAUUUCAUUUCACAACAUCAUCGUUUUCAAUAUCAUAAAAAUAUUACUAAAACGUUAUGUUUUUUGCCUUCAUUCCAGAGCAGAGUCUGCACAAAUGGCAUUCUGUUUCCCAACAGGUGAAAGUCUAAACUCAUAAAGCGUGCCAUGUGAAACGACCCAACUCAUUAGAUUAGAUUAUUCCAGCUCGUGGUGGUGACUAACUGAAGUGUCAUUAUUUUAAGGCACGUAUCGGCUUCUGAGGACCAAAUCAAUCAUGCCACAUUAGGAACCCCCCACCGGGAAGGAAACCACAGAGGAUUCUAUUGAGGAGAAACCAUGGGCUGCUGGGUCAAGCUGAAGUCCUCAAAUUGGGCUUUCCCUACUGCAGUCUUGUCACUCUAUGGUUUUUUUGCCAACUGCAGAAUCGCAGAGCCUUUCCUGGCGCCGUACUUAAUUGGCCCUUAUAAGAACAUCUCCGAAGAAGUGGUGACCAACUACCUAUUUCCAAUAUGGACAUAUUCCUACCUGGCCUUCCUUUUCCCUGUUUUCCUGCUGACUGACUUUCUGCGACAUAAGCCGCUCAUUGUGAUCCAGGCGCUUUUUCUGGUUUCCAACUAUGUCCUGCUCUGCUUUGCCCCAGGACUACUUGCCAUGGUCUUCCUUGAGAUUCAUUAUGCUGUCGUGACUGCUACAGAGGUGGCAUACUUUUCCUACAUAUACAGCACGAUUCCCCAUGAAAAUUACCAGCGAGCCACCGGUUACCUUCGCAGCGCCAUGCUUUUUGGGUACACGUCUGGUGCCGGCCUGGGCCAAGUUCUCAUCUCAUUGGCAGGGUUGAACUACUUCUACCUCAAUGCCAUCACUCUGGGCGUUGUAAGCGUGGCUUUUCUCAUCUCCUUCUGGUUGCCAAUGCCUCAGGGGAGCAUGUUCUUCAAAGGGAGAAAGACAGCAUCUUUGGGUCGACAGUCCCAGCAGGUGGUGCCUGGGAAAACGGACAGACCCGAUGAAACGGCAUUGGAUGAGGAGGGCGCUAGCUCGGGGAAACAGAAGAUGGAGUGUGAUGACGACGCUGGCUGGUGCAGCAGGAAAAAUGUGUUCAGUGCAGGUCAUUUACUUUGGCAAAGCUUCAGGGAGUCCUACUCGUCAAGGCAUUUGAUCUAUUGGUCUUUGUGGUGGGCUCUGGCCACAGCUGGAUAUACACAAAUAGUUAAUUACAUCCAACUCAUGUGGAACCAUAUUGAGCCAUCUGCCUCGUCAUCCGUUUACAAUGGUGGAGUAGAAUCUGCAUGCUCUCUCGUUGGUGCCGCAGCAGCCUUCUCUGUGGGUUACAUCAAGGUGAACUGGUCCGUGUGGGGAGAGCUGGCUUUAGGGUCGUUUUCAGCCAUUGGGGCAGGCGCUGUGUUCUUGACAGGACUCACCAGCAAUAUCUGGGCUUGCUAUGCAGGCUACGCCCUAUUUAAAUCAUGCUACAUGCUGCUCAUCACCAUCACAACAUUUCAGAUUGCCGCCAAUCUCUCCAUGGAGUGCUACGCCCUGACAUUCGGGAUCAACACAUUUGUGGCCCUCUCCCUGCAGACCAUUAUGACACUUAUUUUUGUUGAUGGAGCUACAUUAGGACUGGACAUUGUGACGCAGUUCAUCAUUUACGGGAUCUACCAUGCUCUCAUCUCCGUGCUGUUUUUGAUUCGAGGGACCUACACUGUUUGUACAAAGCGAAGCACUCCAGAACCACCAGAUAACCUGCCAAAGGAGAGGAAGGACCCCGUGCAGGUGAUCCAUGAUACGCCUUUCUGAUCAUGGUCAACCAGUUGUUAAAUUGUAAUAGUACUUGAAUGAGUAGAUAAUCAUACAAUAUAGCUUCAUUUUGAAUCAGUGUCCAUUCCCCAUGUUUACAUGCUUACCAAUUAAAGAUGAAAAUCGC
This is a messenger RNA of Hippocampus zosterae (dwarf seahorse), 2400 nucleotides long. RefSeq names its product solute carrier family 19 member 3b (gene slc19a3b). The record is from RefSeq and is a predicted model, not a curated record. Lineage: Eukaryota; Metazoa; Chordata; Actinopteri; Syngnathiformes; Syngnathidae. Gene Ontology annotation, cellular component: plasma membrane. The transcript is spliced from 8 exons. Gene Ontology annotation, molecular function: vitamin transmembrane transporter activity. Gene Ontology annotation, biological process: transmembrane transport; vitamin transport. The coding region runs from base 816 to 2273 and encodes 485 amino acids.